GAGGAGGCGCCGCCGCCGCCGCUGCCGCGCUUUCGGUGUCUAGCUGCAGCCUGAGUUCGGCCCCUUCCAUGGAUCUAUAGGGCGGCAGCAGCAGGACUGGGGGGUGGAAUGGGCUUGGCGUCCCGGCUCGGGGGCCCGUGGCGGGCAUGGCUGGGUUGCAGCCUCCUGGGCAUCACUCUGCUAGCGCAACUGGCACUGGGAGCAGCUGUACAGUGCUUGGAUGGUAACAAGCCCUGUGAGAAUGGUGGGAGCUGCAUUGUUUACUCCAACGGGAUUGCUGCCUGCAUAUGCCAGCCUGGACUGAUAGGAGAGCACUGCCAGUUUCAAGACCCUUGCCACCAGUCACCCUGUGCCAAUGGGGGCUCAUGUGAGAGCACCCUGCGUGAUGGCACUGUGCACUACCAGUGCACCUGUGCCAAGGGCUUCCGAGGUCAAGACUGCUCUCUGAUUGAUGCCUGUGCCAGCAAGCCAUGUGUCAAUGGUGGUCGCUGCACGAACUGGAAUGGCCGCUACAAUUGUACAUGCCCAUCAGGCUACCAAGGCCGCAACUGCCGGACUGAUGUGGAUGAAUGUCGGGUGCUCGGUCUGUGCCAGCAUGGAGGAACCUGUAUAAAUACACCUGGCUCCUUCCGCUGUCAAUGCCAAGCCGGCUACACAGGACAACUCUGUGAGAGCAUCGCCACACCUUGUGCUCCCUCUCAGUGUCUCAAUGGGGGCACUUGCCGCCAGACAGGGGAACUCAGCUAUGAGUGUGCUUGUUUACCUGGCUUCGAGGGACACAACUGUGAAAUUAACAUAGAUGACUGUCCAGACCACAUGUGCAUGAAUGGAGGCACUUGUGUGGAUGGCGUCAACACCUACAACUGCCAGUGUCCUCCAGAGUGGACAGGCCAGUUCUGCACCGAGGAUGUGGAUGAAUGCCAGCUGCAGCCCAAUGCUUGCCAUAAUGGGGGCACUUGCUUCAAUACCAAUGGGGGCCACACAUGCGUCUGUGUCAAUGGAUGGACUGGAGAGAGCUGCAGUGAGAACAUUGAUGACUGCCAGACUGCUGUCUGCUUUCAUGGCGCUACCUGCCAUGAUCGUGUGGCUUCCUUCUACUGUGCAUGUCCUAUGGGCAAGACAGGCCUCCUCUGUCACUUGGAUGAUGCCUGUGUCAGCAAUCCUUGCCAUGAGGAUGCCAUUUGUGACACCAACCCAAUGAAUGGCCGCGCCAUCUGCACCUGCCCACCUGGCUUCACUGGAGGAGCUUGCGACCAGGAUGUGGAUGAGUGCUCCAUUGGAGCCAAUCCAUGUGAGCAUUUUGGCAAAUGUGUGAACACCCAAGGCUCCUUCCAGUGCCAGUGUGGCCGUGGCUAUACAGGCCCACGCUGUGAGACGGACAUCAAUGAGUGCCUCUCCAUGCCUUGCCAGAACGAUGCUACCUGCCUUGACCGCAUUGGCGAGUUUACCUGCAUCUGCAUGUCAGGUUUCAGUGGCACUUACUGUGAGAUCAACAUCAAUGAGUGUGAGAGUAAUCCCUGUGUCAAUGGUGGUGACUGCAAAGAUAUUGUCAAUGGAUUCAGCUGCACCUGUCCCUCAGGCUUCUCAGGCUCCAUGUGCCAGAUUGACAUUGACGAAUGUGCCAGCACACCGUGCCAGAAUGGUGCCAAGUGCGUGGACCGGCCCAAUGCCUAUGAGUGCCGUUGUACAGAAGGUUUUGAGGGUACUCUGUGCGAAAGGAACAUCAAUGACUGCUCGCCGGAUCCUUGCCACCAUGGCACUUGUGUGGAUGGCAUUGCCAGCUUCACCUGCACAUGUGUAGCUGGUUAUACCGGGUACCGCUGUGAGAACCAAAUCAAUGAGUGCCACAGCAAUCCCUGUCAGCAUGGUGGCAAGUGCAUUGAUCUGGUCAAUAAAUACUUGUGCCACUGCUUGCCAGGGACCUCAGGUUCCAACUGUGAGAUCAACUUCGAUGACUGUGCCAGCAAUCCCUGUGAUUAUGGCAACUGCCGUGACGGCAUCAAUCGUUACGACUGCAUCUGCAAACCUGGCUUCACAGGUCCCCUGUGCAACGUAGAGAUUAAUGAAUGCGCAUCCAACCCUUGCAAGAACGGCGGCACCUGUGUGGAUGGCGAAGAUGGCUUCUCUUGCCUUUGCCCAGAAGGUUUCCACGAUCCACAUUGCUAUUCAGAGGUGGACGAGUGCAGCAGCAGCCCCUGCGUGCAUGGCACAUGCCACGAUGACAUCAACGGGUACCAAUGUGAGUGUGAGCCAGGCUGGGCUGGCACCAACUGUGAUGUGAACCGCAAUGAGUGUGAAUCCAAUCCAUGCCAGCAUGGCGGCACCUGCACCGACUAUGUCAACGGCUAUCGCUGCAAGUGCAAAGAAGGCUUCCAGGGAACAUACUGCCAGAACAACAUAAAUGACUGUGCCUCCAGCCCCUGCCUCAACAAGGGCACCUGCAUUGAUGGCAUUGCCAGCUACGCCUGCCUCUGUGACUUGCCCUACACUGGCCGGAACUGUGAGAAUGUGCUGGCCCCUUGCUUCCCCAACCCAUGUGAGAACAAUGGCGUCUGUGACCACACACCUGACUAUGAGGGCUUCACCUGUGGUUGUGCACCGGGCUGGCAAGGGCAGCAAUGCCACAUUGACAUUAAUGAAUGUGACAGGAACCCAUGUCGCAACAGGGGCGCCUGCACCAAUCUGCUUGGCAGUUAUAGAUGUACCUGCCGUCCUGGCUACACGGGCACCAACUGCGAGAUGGAUAUUGAUGACUGCACACCCAAUCCUUGCCUGAACGGCGGCUCUUGCCAGGAUGCCAUCAGCUCCUUCACGUGUACCUGCCUGCCGGGCUUUAUGGGCGUGCGAUGUACAACUGAGACCAAUGAGUGCCUGAGCAACCCCUGCCGCAAUGGGGCUACCUGCACAGACUACGUCAACAGCUACACUUGCACUUGCGCACCAGGCUGGGCUGGCCUACACUGCGAGCACAAUGUGCAGGACUGCACUGACAGCUCCUGCUUCAAUGGAGGAACUUGCUUGGAUGGUGUGAAUUCGUACACGUGCCGCUGCCAUGCUGGUUUCACGGGCUCCCACUGCCAGCAUAAAAUUGAUGAGUGCCAGUCACAGCCCUGCCUCAAUGGUGGUGUGUGCCAGGAUGGUGUGCAGUCCUACCGCUGUGCCUGUCCCCAGGGCUACACAGGUCCUCAGUGCCAGACCUUACUGGAUCUAUGCAGUCGCUCCCCCUGCCAGAAUGGUGGCAGUUGUGUGCAAAUGGGCACCAGCUUAUCCUGUGAUUGUCCAGGAGGCUGGACUGGUCGUUACUGUGACAUCCCCAACGUUUCUUGUGAAGUGGUGGCCAGGAACCGAGGUGUGACCAAGGAGCAAGUGUGUCAUUACGGUGGACGUUGUGUGGAUGCUGGCAAUACUCACUACUGUAUUUGCAAGAAAAGCUACACUGGCAGCUACUGUGAGAGCGAAGUCAACCACUGCCAACACAGCCUGUGCCAGAAUGGGGGCACCUGUCGCAGUUUUGUGGGAGGCUACAUCUGUGAGUGUCCACUAGGCUUUCAUGGGGAGAACUGUGAGUAUGAUAUUGAAGAGUGUCAGUCAAACCCCUGCCAGAAUGGAGGGACUUGCAUCGACCUCAUUGGUCGCUACAUUUGUUCCUGUCCACCAGGAACUCUAGGUGUCUUGUGUGAAAUAAACGAGGAUGAUUGUGCCAUGAAUCCUAACAGCCGUGUCCCCAAAUGCCUCAACAAUGGGACAUGUGUGGACAGAGUAGGUAGCUACCGAUGCAACUGCCCACCAGGCUUCACAGGUGAACGAUGCGAGGGGGACAUAAAUGAGUGCCAGUCCAACCAUUGCCACCUGCGCAACACCCUUGACUGUGUUCAGGAAGCCAGCGACUACCAGUGCAUUUGCAAGCCAGGCUACACGGGCCGUCACUGCAAGAAUAUUGUGAAUGCGUGUGAGUCUCAGCCUUGCCAGAACGGCGGGCAGUGCAAGCUGGCGGUAAACCUGCCUCUAGGGUAUACCUGCCAUUGCCCCCGGAGCUAUUCGGGCCUCAACUGUGAGCGCAGCGUGCUCUCCUGCCGGGAGCUCUUCUGCUUUAACAGUGGCACCUGCCGGACCUCAGUGUUGGGGGCCCGCUGUUACUGCUUGCACGGGUGGGCUGGGCCUGACUGCCGCCUGCGUGCCAACAGCAGCUGCGCAAGCAUGCCCUGCCACAACGGGGGUGCCUGCCAUGAGGUUGCCACCCCGCCUUACUUCCAGUGCCUUUGCAUGGGUGACUUCUCCGGCCUUCUCUGCCAGAACCCGCGCCCUCAGCCCCCGGAGCCGCGUUGCCCGCUGGAGGAGUGUGCUGCAAAGGCGAAGGAUAACUACUGCGACAAGAUGUGCAACAGCCCAGCCUGUCACUGGGACGGGGGCGACUGCUCCCUGUUGGUGGAUGACCCCUGGAAGCAGUGCAAGAGACCCGAGUGCUGGCAGUACUUCAACAACAGCCAGUGUGACGAGCUGUGCAACACCGUUGAGUGCCUCUACGAUAACUUUGACUGCAAGAGCCGCGAGCGCACCUGCAACCCCGUUUAUGAAAAAUACUGCUCGGAUCACUUUGCCGACGGGCGCUGUGACCAGGGCUGUAACAAUGAAGAAUGUGGCUGGGAUGGGCUGGAUUGUGCCCGGGAAGUGCCCGAACACUUAGCGAGUGGUGUUUUGGUCAUCACUGUGCUGCUACACCCUGAUGAGCUGCUCCGCACAAGCACCAUCUUCCUGCAGAAGCUGAGCGCCAUUUUGCGAACCUCCCUGCGCUUCCGCCUCGAUGAAAAUGGCAACUAUUUGAUCAAGCCAUAUUAUGGGUCUGGCGGUCGAAAACGCAGGGAACUUGGCCGGGAGAUUAUUGGGUCUCAGGUGACUCUUGAGAUUGAUAACCGUCUCUGUUACCAAGCCUCCGACAAGUGCUUCCCCGAUGCAGAAAGUGCUGCUGACUACCUUGCUGCCUUGUCAGCUGUAGAGCGCCUAGAGUUCCCAUACCCCCUCAAGGCUGUGAAAGGUGAAAGGAUCGUUGAAGAGCCAGACUCGCUCAAGCUGGUGCCAUUGCUAGUGGUAGCAGCCCUGAUUCUCCUGGUGAUCCUGGUGCUGGGUGUGUUGGUGGCACGGCGCAAAAGAGAGCACAGCACCCUCUGGUUUCCUGAAGGCUUCAGCCUGAAGAAAGAGAGCAGCAACAAGAAUCGGCGUGAGCCUGUGGGUCAGGAUGCACUGGGCAUGAAAAAUAUUGGCAAAGGGGAGAGCUUAAUACCGGACAGCUCAGAAGACUGGCUGGAAGCAGAGUGCCCGGAGGCCAAGCGCCUAAAGGCUUGUGUCGUUCUUCCCUGCCAGGUGGAGGAGCCAGCCGUAGACUGCGAAGACCCCGUGGACUGCCGCCAGUGGACACAACACCACUUAGUGGCAGCAGACAUCCCCAUGCCGCCAUCUAUGGCCCUGACGCCACCCCAGGGCGAAUUUGAUAGUGACUGCAUGGAUGUCAAUGUCCGUGGGCCAGAUGGUUUCACGCCCCUGAUGUUGGCCUCCUUUUGUGGCGGUGGCAUGGAGACUGACAUAGCUGAGGAAGAGGAAGCAGACGACUCCUCUGCCAACAUCAUCUCAGACCUAAUCUGCCAGGGGGCGAACUUGAGUGCCCAGACAGACCGCACCGGGGAGACGGCGCUGCACUUGGCUGCCAGAUAUGCACGUGCAGAUGCUGCCAAGCGUUUGUUGGAUGCUGGGGCUGACACCAACGCGCAGGACAACACCGGGCGUACACCCCUCCAUGCUGCUGUGACUGCUGAUGCCCAGGGGGUCUUCCAGAUCCUGAUCCGAAAUCGGUCUACAGACUUAGAUGCCAGAAUGGGGGAUGGUUCGACUGCACUCAUUCUGGCAGCCAGGCUGGCCGUGGAGGGCAUGGUGGAGGAACUGAUUGCCUGCCAUGCUGAUGUCAAUGCUGUGGACGAGCUGGGUAAAUCAGCCCUGCACUGGGCAGCAGCGGUAAACAACGUAGAGGCCACAAUUGCACUGCUGAAGAACGGGGCUAACAAGGACAUGCAGGAUAGCAAAGAGGAGACACCGCUGUUCCUGGCAGCCCGGGAAGGCAGUUACGAGGCAGCCAAAAUCCUGUUGGAUCACUUUGCUAACCGGGAGAUCACAGACCACAUGGAUCGGCUUCCACGCGAUGUGGCCCAGGAGCGCCUGCACCAUGACAUUGUCCGGCUUUUGGAUGACUACAACACCGUGCGCAGCCCACAAGGGGCACUACCUGCUGGCCACUCCCUCUCCCCUCUUAUGUGCCCUCCCAAUAGCUUCUUACCCAGCCUCAAACCCACUCCACAGAGCAAGAAGAACCGGCGGCCUAGCACCAAGAACGUGACAGCAGGCAGCAGUGCCAGCCUGGCACGGGAGAGCAAAGAGGCCAAGGCGCGUGCCAAGAAGCUCAACAUAGAGUGCCAAGGCUCUCUCCUGGAGAGCUCUGUCACCCUGUCUCCUGUUGACUCGCUGGACUCCCCAUAUGUGCCCAAUCCCGCCUCGCCUGGGGUCUUCCACACAGCCAGUGCCUCAUUGUCAGUACCCUCCACUCCCAUGGUUCAUGGCAUGAUGGAGGCACCCUUUGCCGUCAGUUUGGCACGCCUCAGCGACCUAGGGGAUGGCACCCUUCUCUCUAUGAACCGCCUCUCAGUGCCCCCUGGCCGCAUGGGGCUCAGUCUGGGCAUGGUGAGCCCUGUGGCCAUGCCUUUUGAUUGGCAUGCCCGUAUUCCCACUUCCCAGUGCCAGCCAAUCAUAGGAGUGGUGCACCCUGCUGCCUCCCAUCCCAACCUCCACCAGCCAGGCCAAGCAUUCCCCCCAGGGUUGCUUCUGUCUAACCACAUGGCCAUGGGGCACAGCUCUCAGGGGUUGCCCAACCAAGCUCCUUCACACACCAAGGAGGCAGCCCAGCCCAUGCCCCCGCCAGCUACCACCAUGCGCACCAACCAGCCUGUCUCACCCCAAGAGGGCCAGGGGGCACCACGGGUAGGGCCCCCACAGUACUUAAAGGCACCAGGGGUGGAGGAUUACCCAACGCCGCCCUCUCAACACAGUUACACACAGGGGCAGGAUGCGACACCCAAGCACUUCCUCCACCCACCAAGUGAGCACCCCUACCUGACUCCCUCGCCAGAGUCCCCGGAGCAGUGGAGUAGCCCCUCCCCACACUCUUUGUCUGAUUGGUCUGAAUCUACACCCAGUCCUACUGUAUUGGGGCCAAGCCACACCCAGCUUUCUUCGGCGGAGUCGUCUGCUAAGAUGCAGGUGUUUGCAUGAGGAGCUGGAGGGUGGGACAGAUCCCAGAGGCCUGCGUCCCUCUGUGGCCCCCAUUGGGGCCUGUGCCUGCCUCAGGGGUCCUGUUAUUUCCCCUAUUUGUGUUUUUAUAAGAAAAAACUCAAGUGUAAAAAGAUUUUUUUAAAAAAAAUGCCUGAUCUGGGAGGGAAAGGCAAGGCCUUCCCAUUCCCUUACUGCCAAGGAGCCCAGGCUGGCCCUCUACCCCACGUGUUGCCACGGCAACAUGUUUGUGGGGAGGUUUUUUGUUUUUUUGUUUUUUAAUAAAUAAAUAAAUAAAUAACCCUUUUUGUAUAAACCCUGCAUUUUACUCCAAACGCUAUAUUUUUUACAAUGUAUUCCACGUCAGGCCCUGAUGUGUCACUCUUCUUCCUGUGGGUCUUGAGAGGAAGCCGCGCCCCUUGCUCCCCCUCUGCGUGGCAAUGUCUCUUGGAUUGAGCACCCCUUUCCCUUCCCACCAUGUUGGGGCGGGAUUCAGCUCACUGUAUUUGCGUACUGGGUACGCAGUGUUAGCCCAUAUUCGCAUUGCCACGCAGAGGGUUUGAGCCCCAAUCCUGCCUCUGUCAUGCAGGGAACGUAAGUCCCACAGCCCCACCCUAAACUUGUCACUUCAUCACAUUCCAGGUUAAUUUAUUCAUCUUGAAUUCUGCAGCAUUCCCCACCCCCCACCCCCAUUGAAUUCCUGAAUUGUUUCAGCUAAUGCUAGCCAUGGUCAUGGGGAAUUCCCUGUCUCCAGAGUAUUCUGAGCCACUGUGUUUUUAUGCCUGGCCCUUACUGACAUUCCCCCCCCCCUUCGGUCUGAGGUUGACCUCGGACUAUGUCAACAGUUACAUUUCCCUGUAUGGCGAGUUCUUUGCCCCUGAGGUACUGUAGGAUCCUGGGGCGUCCGCAGACACCAAGGUUUCACUUUGGCAUAAAAGGUACUGAGAUACUACAAAAUACAUGCCCAGCAGACUUUCCUCCUCGCACCCUCCUCGCCUCCUCGCACCCUGUACAUUCCAGCUAUUCCUAGCUGUAAAUACUGCUGGUUGGAGCAGACGGAUAGGCAGGACCUCGGUCCGGCGGUGACUGCUGCUCCCUCCUCCCUCCUUUCCCACGCUGUGUAGCAUAGUGGGGGAAUGGCCCUGCCAGCCACCCUCUCUGCCAUAGAAGGACCAUUUCUAGCUCAUUUUAAAACUUUUUUUAAAAAAAGAAAAUCCAGUGUAAACCAAGUAGCUUUAAAGCAGCUGGGUGCUUUCUGUACAGAGCGGCUUGAGCCGCGGCAUAAUAAACAUAGCUAAUAAGGAAA
This is a messenger RNA of Elgaria multicarinata webbii, 8614 nucleotides long. It is a transcript of the gene NOTCH3, whose product is annotated as notch receptor 3. The record is from RefSeq and is a predicted model, not a curated record. Gene Ontology annotation, biological process: multicellular organism development; cell differentiation; Notch signaling pathway. The coding region runs from base 109 to 7311 and encodes 2400 amino acids. Gene Ontology annotation, cellular component: membrane. The transcript has 34 exons. Gene Ontology annotation, molecular function: signaling receptor activity; calcium ion binding; Notch binding. NCBI's taxonomy places the organism in Eukaryota, Metazoa, Chordata, Lepidosauria, Squamata, Anguidae.